AUGGUGGGAGUACCACACAGUAAAGGCUGUUCACUCUGUCGUGAACGUCGCAUAAAGUGUGACGAAGCCGUCCCGGAAUGCAGCCAGUGUCGAAAAUAUGGCCGCGCAUGUCCAGGCUACCGUCGCAUAUUCCGCUUCCAAGACGAGCGCCCAAACCUAGAAAAGCGCCACUCAACUCGCUUUCGACAGAGAGGAGACGCCGCUGUCUCGCGCUCAACUCCAAAACAGUACACAUUUGUACACGAUGACUCCGCUGAAGCUGCUGACGUGGUGCGCGACAAUGCAAUCGCCCUAAUGCGCCAGCAUUCGGCGUAUGGGGGAUGGGACGAAAAAGUCACUCCCUCGCUCGUGCACAAGUCCUUCCGCGCUGCUCAGCCCCAGGUAUUUCUCGAUUUUAUCAGCACGGCUUUCCCGACGCUCUAUUACCAUAAUCGGUUUCGAUCUGGUGAUGGCGCUGGAUUUGCAGAAUAUAUCAUUAUGAAUUAUGGAAAUGAUGCCUACUUGGACUCGGCAAUUUGUUGUCUGACUUCGGUAUAUCUGGCACAUUUGACUAAAGACAAAGCACUGCUUAGGUCAAGUCGACAGAUGUACUCGAAGUCGCUGCGCGAGGUUAUCCGGGCUAUUCCUAAAACCGACCAUGCCAAUUCCGAUAAUAUGCUUUGCACGUCUAUCAUUCUCAGCGUUUUCGAAAUGUACGCGAAAACCACUCCAGAUGCUUGGGUUGUGCAUUCUGAUGGCGUGAAGCGGUUGAUGAUCAGUCGAGGGCCUAAAGCGCAUGAGACUGGCCUUGCCAGAUUCUGCUGGUAUGCUUUCCGUGGAUUCUUGAUUGCCACCGCAGUUCACGAAGGCAAAGCCUGCUUUCUAGAUCAAGAAGAAUGGCAAUCUUACGCAGCGAAAAUCAGAACAGAGGACUGCCAGAAACCCGGCGAAUGGUCUGCCUAUGCCGAAAUCUCCGAUCUGACAUAUAUGGAAAUCACCAAAUGCCCGCGCUACAUCAGUGAAACCCGCGAUCUGCUCGCCAGCCCGACAGACCCAGAUCCAAAUGCCAUUUCCGACCUCCUACACCGCAUCCAAAACACGUCUAAUCUCCUACACUCUCUCAUCGACCAGCUCCGAUCCUGCAUCAGCGCACAUAACGAGCGCCAACAAGGCAUCAUACAGCGACCAGGGUCCUUCGUCGGACCUGUACCACGGACAUUUCCAGAUACAGGUCCGUCGCUACUUCUCAGCGGCGCUAGCAACAUGCUGGAAACACUUCAGCAGCUGUCUGAUCGUCUUGAAGAUCGGUUGCGCUUCAGUCUAGCCGAGAUUCAAUCUUCAGAGUCGCUUGACUCGCCGAGCGAUUGUAGCUCCUACUCCAUUUCUCCACCGCCAUCCUGCUCCAGAAACCUUGUACUUCCUUUCCGGAUCCAUUCAGAGCUUGAGCAGGGUCCAGCUAAGACUGUUGAUCCGCAUGAUCCGCGUGCGGUGAUCUGGCUGGAUCGUAUAGCGUCUUCGAUGGGCGUGCUUAAUACAAAGGUGCUGCCGAGCGAAACAGUUGUGUUGGAUAGCUCGAGCCAAUCAUCACAAACAUAUUAG
This is a messenger RNA of Penicillium soppii, 1578 nucleotides long. RefSeq names its product Zn(II)2Cys6 transcription factor. The coding region runs from base 1 to 1578 and encodes 525 amino acids. The record is from RefSeq and is a predicted model, not a curated record. Gene Ontology annotation, molecular function: DNA-binding transcription factor activity, RNA polymerase II-specific; zinc ion binding. Lineage: Eukaryota; Fungi; Ascomycota; Eurotiomycetes; Eurotiales; Aspergillaceae. Gene Ontology annotation, biological process: regulation of DNA-templated transcription. The transcript is spliced from 3 exons.